AUGGGUACGUAUAGAAAGAGAUUUAACGAGAAGGCUAGGGCUGGCCAUAUGGCUAGACUGAAAGAGCUAAAGAGGAUCAGAAAUAAGCAGUUCCAUAGAGAUGAUCUCGAAGAUGAAAGUGUGCAAGAUGAAGAGGUUAGUAAUCAGGAUUCUAAUUCAUCUAUUCUAAAACCAAUGACAGAGAGUGAAAAACAAGAAAAGAAACGUAAAUUGGAAGACCUCUUUACUCCUAAAGAAUCGAAAGUAUCUAGACAGAAAAAAAAACGGUUAGAUAAGUUUAUCGAACAUCAACUUAAGAGGGAAGAAAAGAAGGUUUUGAUUAAUAAAUUACAAGACUAUAAGAUAGAUACUUCCUUGAUGACAAGUUCUAAAAAUCUAGGACAUGGUAGACAAACAAAAAAAGAAGAAUUUGCCGAAGCUCUAAGUCUAGAGAAACAAGGAAGAGGUAAUGCCACAACAGAUGAAAUAUUGUACGAAGAACAUACCACAAAACCAUGGGAUAAAGAGCAACCAAUUAAAACAUUUGGAAAUGAGAAUUCUGAAGAUAGUGAUUCCGAGGGGGAUGAUUUUCAAGACAAAUUUGGUGCAAUCCCAGAAACAAAUAAGUCUUCUUUUAUUGAUCAUAGACCAGUGAAGUUGGGUGGUCAAGGUGGUUUUGGUUUUGGAUUUUCUAACAUCAAAGUUGUAACCAAAGAAGAAAAGGUAAAUAGUACAAUCCCAAAGAAAAAAUAUAACUGGAGACAGCGUGUCGAAUUACAAGAGAAAAGACAAAUUGAUGAAGAUGAUGCCCAUGACUUUGAUUCCAGCUCUGGGGACGACGACGAAGAAGAUAACGUUGACGAAGAAGACGACGAUGACGAAGAAGUAGAAACUGGCGAUUCUUCUGGUGAACAAAAUUCUAGUGGUUCCGAAAUGGAUACAGAUAUGCAAGAUGGUAGUGAUAGUGAUGAUGACGAAACAGAAUCAAUACCAAAAGAUAAGAGUGCUGUUGCAGAGGAGUUUAAAACUUGGGCCAAUCAAUCUAUACGAACUAUGGAAGGUCGAGAUAUUGAAAUAGUUACACCAACCUUGAGUGUAGAAUACCAACCAAUUGUACGUCAAGAGGAUUUGGAUGAUGGAUUACCAACAAGUAAUGUCCCUGUAGAUGAAACAUCAAAUAGAAAGGCAUUCUACGUUAAAAUUGAAAGACCUGAAGAAAUCCAAGCUUCGAGAAUACAAUUACCUGCAUACGGAGAAGAACAUAACAUUAUGGAAGCAAUUCAUCAUAAUGAUGUUAUCAUCAUCAGUGGUGAGACUGGGUCGGGUAAAACUACUCAAGUUCCUCAAUUUCUAUAUGAAUCGGGUUUUGGUAAUGAGAAAUCUCCAGAUUAUCCAGGUAUGAUAGGGAUUACACAACCAAGAAGAGUCGCAGCUGUCUCUAUGGCUAAUCGUGUUGCUAACGAACUUGGUGAUCAUGGAAAAUUUGUUGCUUAUCAAAUCCGUUUUGAUUCAUCUACAAAGAAUGAUACGAAAGUGAAAUUUAUGACAGAUGGGGUAUUAUUGAGAGAAAUGAUGGUAGACUUUAAACUGACAAAAUACUCAUCUAUCAUUAUAGAUGAAGCGCAUGAAAGGAAUACUAACACGGAUAUACUUAUCGGUAUGCUAAGUCGUUGUGUCCGCCUACGUGCAAAAGAGCAUACCCAAAAUCCUGAGACCCAUAAACGUCUAAAGUUGAUCAUUAUGUCAGCAACAUUGAGAGUAGCUGACUUUAGUGAAAAUACUAAUCUUUUUGCGACUCCUCCACCAGUAUUAAAUGUAACAGCAAGACAGUUUCCUGUUUCUGUACAUUUCAAUCGUAGAACACCGUUCAAUUAUACCGAUGAAGCAUUCAAAAAAACCUGUAAAAUCCACAGUAGACUUCCACCGGGUGCAAUUCUUAUAUUUUUAACAGGUCAACAAGAGAUUACUCAAAUGGUAAAGAAAUUAAGAAAGGAAUUUCCUUUUAAAAACAAAAAGGUCAAUGUUAACAAUGAGGUAUCCAAAAUUAAGAUUGAUUCAAGGAAUGCAGAUAUGGAAGCUGAAGAUAUCGAUUUUAGUGUUAAGAUAAUUGAUGAAGAAAAAUUCAAAGAAGAAAUUGGUUCAGAAAAUGAAAAAUCGGAUGACGAAUCAGAUGAAGAAGAAGGUUUUGAAGAAACAUUGGAAGAGGGCCAAACUGAAAGUGAUCCUUUGUAUGUUUUACCACUAUACUCUUUGCUACCAACAAAUGAGCAAAUGAAAGUCUUUGAAGAUCCUCCUGCUGGAUCUAGAUUAUGUGUUGUAGCUACGAAUGUUGCUGAAACAUCACUAACUAUACCUGGUGUCAGAUAUGUCGUUGAUUGUGGUAGAUCUAAAGAAAGAAAGUAUAACGCAGAAACUGGUGUCCAGAGUUUUGAAAUUGAUUGGGUAAGUAAAGCGAGUGCAGGCCAAAGAAGUGGUAGAGCAGGGCGUACUGGUCCUGGUCAUUGUUAUAGAUUAUACUCCUCAGCUGUAUUUGAACGUGAUUUUGGCCAAUUUUCAAGCCCUGAAAUAUUAAGAACACCUGUAGAAAACGUUGUUUUACAGAUGAAAAGUAUGGCUAUUCACAAUAUCACUAAUUUUCCAUUCCCAACUCCGCCAGAGAGACAUGCACUAUCGACUGCCUUAGAAUUACUUCGUUACUUAGGCGCAUUGGAUGAAAAGGAAAAAAUUACUAGCGAUGGUAGAAGAAUGAGUUUGUUUCCGUUAUCAGCAAGGUUUUCAAAGAUGUUAUUAACUUCCAAUGAACACGAUUGUCUACCUUAUGUUGUUUCAAUAGUUAGUGCUUUAUCGGUAGGUGAUCCAUUUAUAUCCGAGACAGAGUUGGGUAUUGGUGCUAUUCCAAUCAAAAAGACAGAUGCCGAAGAAGAAAAUGAUGAUGAUAGUGAGGAUGAUGCUGCCUCUCAACAGGAGAGAACAAACUUGAGAGCAAAAUUCCGUAAGAACAGAAAAGCUUUUGACAAAUUAGAUAAAUAUUCUGAUAUUUUCCGCACUCUAAGCGUUGUGUGCGCUUACGAUUAUAUAAAAAGACCAGACAGGGUACCAUUUGUUAGAAAUAACUUCCUUAGAGGCAAACUGAUGGAUGAAAUCGUUAAACUAAGAAAACAACUAAUGUAUAUUAUUAAGUCCAACAUCUCCGAAGAGAACAUAGCCGUGUCAGUUAGGGAUAGUGAUCUCUUGGUUCCUGUUCCAUCUGAUAUCCAAAUUAAAUUACUAAAGCAGAUGGUUUGCUCUGGGUUCCCUGAUCGUGUAGCAAUCAGAGCUGAUGCUUUAUUCCAAGAGGAUGCAAAGAUCACAAACAGAACUAAUAUCAUCAAUAUCCCAUAUAUCCCGGUUCUAACCAAGAAGUUACCUCAAAUUGAAGAAUGUUUCUCGUAUAUUCAUCCAACCUCCAUCCUGACCAAUAGUGGAGAAGUGCCUCCGCUAUAUUUAGUAUUCUCUUCUUUGCAUAAGAACAAUAACGGUAAAACAAGAAUGUCUACGUUGUGUGAUAUCAAGAGUACUGCUCUUGCAAAUAUUGCAAGAAAAGGUUCAUUACUAAGUUAUAGUAAACCGUUGACCGGUAAUGGUCUUAAAUCUAUCAACAUAUCACCUACAGAACGUUACUGUUAUGUAGUACCACGUUUUGGGUCUAGUAUUGACAGCGACAUCAAAAUUGGCUGGGAACUAAAUCCAAUCCCUGUGCAUCAGAAGAAGAUUAACGGGAAGUGGAUGGUUGAAAAGUUUAUCACAAACAAAAACUAUAAGACCUUGGAACAGAAACAGAAAGCUUGA
Maudiozyma barnettii is the source of this 3807-nucleotide messenger RNA. RefSeq names its product ATP-dependent RNA helicase ECM16 (gene ECM16). The record is from RefSeq and is a predicted model, not a curated record. Gene Ontology annotation, molecular function: RNA binding; ATP binding. Gene Ontology annotation, biological process: maturation of SSU-rRNA from tricistronic rRNA transcript (SSU-rRNA, 5.8S rRNA, LSU-rRNA). Lineage: Eukaryota; Fungi; Ascomycota; Saccharomycetes; Saccharomycetales; Saccharomycetaceae. Bases 1 to 3807 code for a protein of 1268 amino acids. The transcript has a single exon. Gene Ontology annotation, cellular component: intracellular anatomical structure; nucleolus.